AUGCAACUUGUGACGCGAAUCUUACUGCUGUAUUUAGCGUUCGUCUUUUGCGAUGCAUCAUCGAUACGCGAUUUCUUGUUAGGACAGUAUGAGGAUGUGAUAGAACAUCCUUUUUACAUGACAAGGUCGCAGCCACCUGAGAGAAAGCCAGAUCGCUUUAUCAGCAAUGAGAGCAGGCAGCCGGGCAGCAAGAGAAGGAAUUAUUAUUAUGAAGAUAUACCGAAAACUCCGUAUCCCAGCAACACCCAACCGAGUCACAGGACGACGAUGCCCAUUACGCCGAUGAAGGAUCCGGAGAGCAAUCCGAACAAUAUUAAAUAUCGGCACCGCUUGCAGAGCAGCAAAUCCGUCGUGGCCGGAUUGGACCACCUGAGACCCAUCGACGAGAGGUUCUGCCUAUCCCCUCUGCUCCUCACGAACACCACGAUGUCCAGUCCAGUUCAAUGCGCCCGCACGUGUCGCCCGGGCGAUCGCAGGAUCUGCUAUUACCAUUUCAUCGUGGAAUAUUAUCAGGUCAAUGGAUUUGCCUGCAGAUUGUGCAUUCCCAAUGCGACGAACCAUUUCUGCAGUAAUUGCCAAUGCGUGCCCGCCGACGGUAUCGAGCGCUCCGCACCGGUUGUAAAUAGACAGCUGCCGGGACCGUCCAUCGAGGUUUGCAAAGAUGAUCACGUAGUGAUUGACGUUGAGAAUCACAUGAGCGGCAGCAGUCUGUCGAUUCACUGGCAUGGAAUGUUUCAACGCGGAUCCCAACAUUAUGACGGUGUACCGUACGUGACGCAGUGUCCUAUCACCGGCGGCAAUGCAUUCAGAUAUCAAUGGAGCGCGAGUAAUCCAGGAACGCAUUUCUGGCACGCGCACACCGGUCUACAGAAGAUGGAUGGGGUCUUCGGUAGCAUUGUCGUGCGUCAACCGCCCGAGUACGAUCCUCACGGUCACCUUUACGAUUACGACCUCUCUACUCAUGUUCUGAUAAUGAACGACUGGAUGCAUAAACAAGGAGUGGACUAUUUCCCGGGCAGACGUCUCUCCGAAGUCGGUCAAUUUCCGAACAAUAUACUUAUCAACGGCAAAGGACGUUACACGGAUCCAAAGACCGGUAUGGUCACAAACACCACGUUAGAAGUGAUCGAUGUUGAGCCCGGUAAACGAUAUCGUAUGCGUUUGAUUAAUGCGUUCUGCACGGUUUGCCCUGGUAUGUUCACCAUACAAAAUCACAAGAUAACCAUUAUUGCCACGGACGGUCUGGAUAUCGAACCAAAAACGGUAGAUUCUGUCACAUCAUUCGCAGGCGAACGUUACGAUUUCAUUUUGCACGCCAACCAAUCCGUCGGCACUUAUUGGAUACAAGUUCGCGGCAUGGGUGGAUGCUCAGAGACUCGCGUGCAACAAUUAGCUAUGUUGCGCUACAAAGGCGCUUCGAAAAAACCGCAAUUACAGGCUCCUGCUUACAACGAAGGUCUCCCUCAGGGUCUCGUGUUGAACGCGUUGAAUGCAACCUGCGAGGUACCGCUGGACGAUACAAUUUGCGUCAGCAAUUUAGAGAGUAAAGCGGAGAUAGACAAAAGAAUUCUUAAGAAAGAGCCCGACAUGAAAUUCUAUUUACCCGUCGGUUUUCAGCAGUACACGUUACAAGAAGUUUUUGAACCUAAUCAUUAUCGUAGAUUUAUGGUCGCUGCAGGUAGAGCUACCAUAAACGGCUUAAUGGACGGUAUAUCAUUCAAGUUCCCACCCUCGCCACCUCUUUCUCAGCCAAUGGACAUUCCGGAUAACCAAUACUGCAACAGAAGUACCAUACCGGACAAUUGUGAGGGUGGCGUGUGCACCUGCACGCACAAAUUGGAUAUCCCAUUGAACGCAAUAGUCGAGAUACUGCUGGUCGACGAACUGCAAGCGACGAAUUUGUCCCAUCCAUUACAUAUGCACGGACAUGCGUUUUAUGUAAUGGGCAUGGGACGAGCAGUGAACAAAAGUGUCACCAGCAUUAAUUGGGAAAUCGUGCGGGAAAUGGACGAGCACGAUCUAGUUAACAGGUGCUUUGACAAGCCGGUGAGGAAAGACACAAUCGUGAUUCCGUAUAACGGCUAUGUCGUAUUGCGUUUCCGUGCGACCAAUCCUGGCUACUGGCUGUUCCAUUGUCACUUCAUUUACCAUCAAAUGGUCGGUAUGGAAGUUCUUUUAAAAGUUGGCGAUCAAGAGGACAUUCCGCCGAUUCCAAAGAAUUUCCCCAAGUGCGGGCAGUAUUAUCCGGACAUCGGAUAUAAUAUGUAUCCGUCGUUAUCGGAGAAAACAUUGCCAGAAUAG
This is a messenger RNA of Dinoponera quadriceps, 2301 nucleotides long. Its product is annotated as laccase-4-like. The transcript has 11 exons. Gene Ontology annotation, cellular component: plasma membrane. Bases 1 to 2301 code for a protein of 766 amino acids. Gene Ontology annotation, molecular function: oxidoreductase activity; copper ion binding. NCBI's taxonomy places the organism in Eukaryota, Metazoa, Arthropoda, Insecta, Hymenoptera, Formicidae. Gene Ontology annotation, biological process: iron ion transport. The record is from RefSeq and is a predicted model, not a curated record.